AUGCCAAUAGAUUACUCCAAGUGGGAUAAGAUAGAAAUUUCUGAUGAUUCUGAUGUGGAAGUUCAUCCAAAUGUCGAUAAACAAUCAUUUAUCAGAUGGAAGCAACGUGAUAUUCAUGAAAAAAGAAUGCAAAGAAACAUUGAAAUCAAGAGUAUUUUGAUCCAAUUGACCAUGUAUGCUAAGCUUAACGAAAGGGUCGACUAUUUGUUGGAAAAGUUAACAUCCACUGAAUUAUUGGAUAGUGAAAAAGUCAUGUCAAAGUUGAAUUCAGAAUUUGAUCCUCAAGAAAAAUUCGAUUAUGAUAAAUUGAUUAAAGACAAGGGUCUGACCUUGAGAAAAGGAUUGAAAGAUUUGAAAUUCGAUAGAGAAGAGAUUGAAAAUACUCCUUGCUAUAAUGAAAUGAUUGAAGAUUUGUUUGUUCAAAUCAAGGAUGAUCAUCCAGAGACAAAAACCGAUGGCGACAAAUUGAUUGAAUACUUAAAAGAACAUAGAAACAGGAUCGACGAUGUUUUGUCUAAACAGACUAUAAAAUUGGAUGAUUUAUUGUACCAGAAAGCUCAAUUGAUAGUAAGUGAUGAUUUGCAUACGGGGUUUGAUAGAUCAUUUUUAAAUAAAGAUAAACCAGAGGAAAAAGAAGAAAAUCAAGAUAAACCAAAAGCUCCAGAAGCUAAAAAGACAACUGUUACUACAACUGAAACUAUCAAUCUGCCAAAACCAGUUGAAGAAAACACUGAUAAAGAAAUCUUGGAUGAAUUGGAAAUCUUGCCUGCCACUAAAGAAUUUGCCAAAAUACCCAGUGACAAUCUUUCAAAAGCAGCUGAAUUCUUGAUUAAACAUCCUUCAAUAUGUACUGAGCAACAAAAAGACGCUUUAAUAAUGACGGCAUUUGACCUUCAAUUGGAAAACAAAUCUGAUGAAGCUAAACAUAUUGUCCACCAAUCAUUAUUAUUACAAUACGUUGGCCAAUUAUCAGAUAACGGUAAAGCAGCACCAGCUAAUGUGAUAAAUGCUAUCAAGUUAUUCUUCUCGAAGAUUGCCGCAGAAUCAUCACCAGCAAAACAUGCAUUUUUAGAGGAUGUAAACCAAACAUUCAACCACAUUAAAGGUAGAUGUGAGAUCAUCAAAGAAGAGCAAAAACAAAAUGCAGCAAAUAAGGAAGGAACGGGCGAAGAAGAAGAAGAAGAAGCAUUGAUUCAAUUGAAGGCUUUAGAUGAUAAUACUGAACUACUGGUUAAUAUUCCUCAAGAAGGUACCAAAGAAUAUGAAAUAUUCACUACUAAAUUACCAAUAGAAUUCCAGAAUGCAAUCAAAACAGAAUCUAUUGAUGAAGUUAAUAAGGAGUUUGCCAAGUUAAAAAUUGAAGAUGCUGAAAGAAUAUUGGAAAUUUUCAAUGAAUGUGGUGUUAUCGGUAUCAGUGGCUAUAUAGAAGAUGAAAAGGAAUUUGAAGAAUUGAAAAAAGAAUAUGCACAUGAAACUGCCAAUCAAGAAGAAGACCAGUCUGCUUCAGUUGAAGAUACAGUUGAUUAA
This is a messenger RNA of Candida albicans SC5314, 1527 nucleotides long. RefSeq names its product Cdc37p (gene CDC37). Bases 1 to 1527 code for a protein of 508 amino acids. Gene Ontology annotation, cellular component: cytoplasm. NCBI's taxonomy places the organism in Eukaryota, Fungi, Ascomycota, Pichiomycetes, Serinales, Debaryomycetaceae. Gene Ontology annotation, molecular function: protein kinase binding; protein-folding chaperone binding; heat shock protein binding. Gene Ontology annotation, biological process: protein stabilization; protein folding. The transcript has a single exon. The record is from RefSeq and is a predicted model, not a curated record.